AUGACAAAACUUUUGUUCGGUAUUUUGGUUGGUGCAGGCGGAAUAUGGAAGUUGAUGGGCACUAUUAGUGGCGGAUCUACUGUAAGCGAGGAAACUAGUGGUAUAGGCAUGGGAUGGAUUAUGAUAAUAUGCAUAGUAAUUAUGGGGUGCAUGAUCUUGAGCACCAACGCUGAACAAAUUAAACGUAAAGCCGAAGAACAAGUUCCUGUGUUUGUAAUGGCAGUAACCAUCUUAUUUCUUGUUUACAUCCUUUACCUUAAAGGUACCUUUUAG
This is a messenger RNA of Eruca vesicaria subsp. sativa (arugula), 273 nucleotides long. NCBI's taxonomy places the organism in Eukaryota, Viridiplantae, Streptophyta, Magnoliopsida, Brassicales, Brassicaceae. The record is from the annotation of a GenBank genome assembly.